Messenger RNA from Mercenaria mercenaria, 7941 nucleotides. RefSeq lists its product as uncharacterized. NCBI's taxonomy places the organism in Eukaryota, Metazoa, Mollusca, Bivalvia, Venerida, Veneridae. The coding region runs from base 1592 to 2845 and encodes 417 amino acids. The record is from RefSeq and is a predicted model, not a curated record. The transcript is spliced from 9 exons.
UUCUUGUCAGACUCGGUUUCCACUAAGGCUUGGUCAUUUCUGUAGAAGAAAAGGUAUGCAAGAUUAGAAAACUAAACAACCGUGCCAUUCUGAAAUGAAAUUUAUAUUUCAUGUCAUUUUGAAGCAUAAAAGUCCUAGCGUGCUGAUAUCUUUAAGCAUAAAGAAUGAUUGCAGAGCUUCCGAACAAUUUUAAAAACUGAAAAACACAUACACGUGUUGCGUAUCAGACUGCCAACAGGUAGUACGUGUUGCGUAUCAUAGCACGUGUCGCGUACCAUUUCAAUAGUUUGUCCAUGUGUUGCAAGAAUUCGCGAAAUACCAUAAACACACACUGUGUAUCGUUACUAUAUGAUGAAGACCUAACAGUUACAGAUUGAAACAAGCACGAAAAGUUGCUAAUUACAUAGAUUUUUGUGUGCAAAGAGUGAUUACAUGUACCGUACUAUUGCGUUUUUACAGAAAAUCAUCCCCGGUUCUGUCAAAACCUCGAAGGUUACUCAGAAACUAGAGCGAACGUAGACAAUACACACAUCGCUGGAAAGAGCAUUUGAAUGCGCAUAGACUGAGCUAUAAUACAAGUGGAAUAGAUUUUGCAGUUUUUACUAACCUUUGAAAAUUAGUGAAGAAAUAAAAAUCCGCCAUGUUGAUUUCUGUGUCCCAUACCGUUUUUGGUCACUAGAUUCCCUACUGUGUAUUUAAUCUUUGGGAAACUUUUCAGCUUUAAACAGAUCGUAUAAUGUUUAAACAAAAAAAACAAAAAAAAAAAAAGAAAACAACAAAAAAAAAAAAAAAAAAAGCGAAGAAACAAAACGAAAAAAAAACCAAAAAACAUGUCAUUUUAAAACAUAUUUGAUACACAGUUUAUUUAUGUUUGUGUAUAAGAUCAUACCAUUAUUUCUAUUUGUGAUUACAUCAAUGAUUGAAUGUUUAAAAGAGCAGUUUUGUUCGAAGAAAUAAACAAAACACGUCUUACAGCUUUAAAUUAUUAAAGACAUUCUGUAAUACAAGUGUUGCGAACUCUUGAUGCAGACGGCGUGGACUUGCGUAAAGCUCAUCGAUUACGAAAAAGGCAAUAUUUGGUAGAGACAACUCGUCUUUACAAUUUCUGCAACCGUUUUUCAAAUAUAAUGACCGGGACUCUCUCUCAGGCCACACAAGCUUUGUGUAUGGGAAACGUUAUGAAACCAAAGAAUUGAGGCAUGGUGGGAAUGCUGAGAAAACAAUGUGUCGGAUGGUGGAUAAAUCUUUUUAAAGAUAUGCGAGACGCAAACGUACAACGAAUUAGAUAAAGUGCAUGUUGAGUGUUUAAAAUUUUGUAACAUGCCCCUUCUUUAGGCACAGCUUGACAGAACUGCGCAGCAUUGGAACUUACACGAUAUUCGCAAGCAGAAAAACAUCGAUGGUCCAAACUGGAAACCAGAUGUUAUGUAUUUUGUUCCAGAACUGAUUGACUGCUCCGACUACGGAACAAAAGUUCACUGCGAUGAUGUACAGACUGACAUCGAGUUAUAAAGUUCCAGAAAGAAAAUUUGCACUCUGGAGUAUAUUGAACUUGCUUAUCUUCUAAAGCCCAAUCUACACUUGCCAGAAUAUGGAUCAUUGCUAUUCCAAGGAAAAAGAGCUACAAAAUGAGAGAAUUCCAUCAGUAUUUGGCACAGAUCAUAGCUACAACAAAAUAUGUGACAAUACUUGUAGAACUCCAACAAAUAAUCGUAAGAGAGAAAGAAGUACACCGGCUGGGAAAACUCCCCAACAGCCUUCAAAAAUUGGAACUGCAGUUUUAUCUGGUCAGAAACGCAAUACUUCUUGGACAGAACCGGAGAAGGACUAUUUCAUUCAAUAUGUCAAACACACACCACUAAAUAAAACGCUUACAGAUUACUGGGAGAAAUGUGCUUCUGCCAUGAAUGCCAGAUUUCCAGCCGGGAUGCGUAAUGGGCUUGCAUGCAAGGGAUUGUCGCAGAAGUUAUUUAUAACCCCAUUAAGAGGUCAUACAGAAUCCUCCUUAGAUGAAAAAGACAUUGCAUCUGGAUUCUGUAUGUUGUCAACCCAGGAUGUAAUGACACGGGAUGUAGGGACACAGACUGCCUUGUCUCUUCCAGUCAACACUAAUACUAGUAAUAGUUUCGAUGUUAAAGACGGUGAAUGGUUGUUUAUGGAACCAAGAAAAGAACUUGAGCCAGUUGCCAGUGUUGGUGCAGAAUACCUGCAUAGAACAGCUUUAAAGCGAUUAAGGCAUUAUCUUGGUAUAUCUGACGGAGAAAAAGCAAGCCUGAUUGAUGUGCUGUGCUCUGGUACUCCACGGCAAUUUGCAAGAGCUCUGAUGUCAUCAUCAUUAGCAGAAGAAAUAAAGGCUCUCCUGAUUUUUGACAUAGAAAUGGACGUACGGGAAUGUUGCUCAAAAAGUAGUAUCCUGAGUAAUAAGCAGUACGAAGAUCUGAAAGAGUUCAAAUGGUCAGAUAUUUUAAAUGAGCUUGUAACAAGACAAUCCACAUUGGCUGAAGUGCUGUUAGCAGUGGCUUUGCCUACUGGCAAAAUUGGCUGUAGAAACCCUAUAGAAACCCUCUGUCCAGUGGUAGCAACUGUCUAUGGAAUGCUAAUGAAGCAGCGGUCUGGUCAGUUGAGUGCAGUUCAGAAGUUUAUUACGGCCAGCCUUGCAAAUGAGCAGACACAUCAAAAGUUUGUUACAAGUUUCCAGUUAAAGAUUUGGAUCCUAAUUACCUUUCAUCACCUGUCACACAGUUUACAAUCCUUUUGGUUAAAAUCUCAAUGGCACAUGUGUGGUACUGUUUCCAUGUGCCAUAAGAUAUUUCCAUUUAGUUGUAUGAUCGUCUGCAGAAAGUAGGUGUCAGUCUAAGCCAUAAUGGAAUGCUACAGUUUAUGACGGAUGUAUCCUGCAGCUUUAAUUCUGAGCUUAUCGACAGUGUGAAGGAUGGGAAAAGAUUUAGAAUCAUUGGUGAUAAUAUCAACUUUCACAUUGCUGUUGCACAGGCAAGAAAAAAUGUUGGUAAAUCAGGACACAUGGAACAUUGGUUUGGAUCAGCAGCAAUAAUUCAAAAUGUGGAAUUCCCAGCAUUGUCAGAUAUUGCUCCCCAGCGUGAUUUGCUCCAACUGCCAUAUAAUACUUUUCUGCUGUCUCAGUCAGAUUUGAACGAAGAAGUGUAUUACAUGUCAUACCUUGCUGCGCAGAUUAUGGUUGAGCAUUUUCCGUGGUUGCAGUUUGCUAAGGCUGCAAUGAAUGAAGUAGGGGACAAAAUUCCUGGUAUGAAUGUGCGAAAUAAAGUGAUACCUCUGCCUAUAUUGUACAAAAAUGAGCAAAAGUAUGCAGAUGUCAUUGACAUUCUCGAUUCAUACCAGGAACCUUGUGACUCAACAUUUGAAAAAGCUGAAAUAGAACCGCAAAAGGUCCACAUAGGUGGUGAUCAGCUUACCCGUGAGAGAUUUUCUGGUGCUAGGCGCCUCCGAGCAGCAGCCUUUACUGAAACUGAGCGGUUGGAAAGACUUCAUCCAAUAACAUUUGAAUUAUUCCAUUUACAGAUGACUGUAUUGAAUACUUUUUACCAAAUUUUAUAUAGUACGCAAAGCACAGAGUCAUUUACAUUAUAUAGCCAAAAGGUCAGACUUGAUGUUAAAAACCAUUAUGAUAGCUGCAAAGAUCUUGCAGAAUCAGUGAUAAAAGCCUAUGUGAUUGAGGCAGCUUGUGAGCAUAUAGGACUGCCAGAUACAGACAUUGUUCCUGAAAAUAUUCCAGACACUGCCCAAAUGUCAUUUGAAGAGAUCAGAAGUUGGUUAGUUGGUCAAGUAUCCCCUAUCAUACAAAAGGUUACCAAAUCAACUAAAAAUGUUCUAAAUGGCACAUAUGUUCAAGAAGAAAAUCCAGAUCCUGUGUACAUUUAUGGAAACAUUGUUCUUGAGUUAGGAUUAAUUUUCAUGAACCUUUGUAACAUUGUAAAAAGCCCAAACAGAGACCGGUUGCUGAAUGUUAUGAAAUAUCUGAUGAUGAUGUUGAAGGGUCACAACAAUAGGUCAAAGUAUGCUCUUGAAUUACUUAGGUUGCUAUGUCAUCAGUUUGCACUGCUGAGUGAAAGAACUGCGCACGAGACACUUUAUGGUCUUUUCGUAAAUACAGGAAAAUCAAUAAUUCCAGCAGACUUACAGAUGGAAUACUUAGUGAGGCUUACAAAAGGUCACUUACGGACUAUGUGCUCUAACGUAACAGAACAAUCCUUAGUUAAACGGAAUAGUUCCUUUUAUGGUAUGAAUGAAAUAUCCGAGCAUUUUGACAAAGAAACUUCUACAGUCACGCGAGCACAAAAACAUAAGAGGUUGUCAUCCUUUGAAGAUGAAAAUAAAAUAAUAAAAAAUCUUAGCAAAAUUAGACCCUUUCUGGAAACUCCCGGUCGUCAAGUUGAAUCGAUGGAAAAAGCCUCCAAAAAUCCAAUCACCAAAUUAAAUUUGGAUGAUUUCAUCAAGUGGAUUGAAAACCAUAAGGUCAAUUUGUUCUAUGAACUGUAGACAACACUUGAUGGCGUGAUAGGUUUUAAUUUGGAUCUUGUACAGUAAGACCAGAGUUAUGGCCCUUGACUUUAAAAUAGGAUUAAAACAGGUUAAGUUUGUGUCAUAUAUAUCAUAAAGUAUUUGUCCCAGACUUAUGAUACAUUAAAGGAAUAUUACUUAGCAUGUGAAGUUGUGCAUUUGUGAUUUUGUUAGAGAUAUCACUUGGUCAGACCAGAGUUGUGAUUAUAUAGCAUGUGAUGCUGCACACCUGGUGUUCUGUGGACAGUUUUUCGAAACUUCAACCGGCUGUUAAAGUAACCGCUUGCUAAAUUUUGAUUCAAAACACUAGUCUUGGUGGGAUGACUAGUAUGAUGUUUCGAUUUUAUUGUAAACAAUUUUCGGAUUUCAUCAUUCUAAACUAAAACAUUUGUUUUUCGAAGUUUUCUAAAAUGUCGAAAACUAACCUUAAACGUUAAUCAGCUGUCAGCUUAAUGGCCAGUUAAAGUUUCGAACAACUGGGCCCUGUUUGUGAUUUCACUAAGCCAAAGUGGAGUUACAGUUAUUGAAACAAAAAAUGGUACAUGAUGUUAUUGCACAUGGAGAAUGAAAGGAUAUUCAGAACACAAAUUUUAUCAGUAAAAAACUGCCUGCUCAAAUUGAAGGCUUUUUAUAUUAGUAUCAUUCCAAAUUGUAGUGUACAUAAUUUUUCAAUGACACAUUGGAACACUUCAAAAACUGCAGUAUCUCAAUUAACACCCAUAUGUUCAAACUGCCACUCUAGUGCAAUAUCAGGGUUACAUAUGCUGCAACAUGUUUGUAAUUGAACUGGUGUGUGAAAGCCGAAGUAGCUAUUAAUUAUUUCCCUUUUACACUUGGAAGUGUCUGUGCAAUAUUCCUUCAUUUCUUUUCUCAUUGAGACUGAAGCUAAAUCUCCUCUGUUGAAAUACAGAAUGGCCUGUGAAUCUGAACCUGUCAUUCCUGCGCGUCCAAUCUCUUGAACAUAUGCUGAAAAAGACAGUUGUGUUUGAAGUUUAGAUAAUGAUGUGUAUAUGUAGAAUGAAAUUCAAGGUGAUUACUCUUAUAUUUCAAAAAGCAUUUGUUAUGAUAUUGUAUAACUUUAAAUUAUCUUAAUAUGUUAUCUAAUUUAUAUCAGAAGAAGAAGUAUUUACUGAUGUUAUUGUUUAUCAAAGACAAAGACCAAUGAAAAAAAAAAGAAAUCACAGUUAUGACUUUAAGUGAUUUUAAUUACAUUUUUGUAUUUAAAUAUUCUUGGAUGAUGGAUCUGAAAUGAAACAGUACAUGGUGCUGGACAAGUGUAGUGUUAUUCAUUGUUUGUAUAUUUUAUGGUCCAUCCAUACUAUUUAACUGUAACAGAAUUCCACUUAAGCUCUCACAAAGGUGUGUUGCACAAUUCAUGUCCUCAAACAGUAGCAUUCAACCAGAGUCUGCAAUCAUUUUGCUUGGUUGCUGUGCUUUGAAAGGAUAUUACAGAUUUUUCAUUAAAUGGAGUGGCUCUGUUGAACAAAAUUAAUGGUACCUUUUUUGAAGAGCAAGCUAUAUGUAAAAUUAAGACAUACUUUCCAGUGAAGUUGGUGGACCGGCAUGAAUAACUCUUUUAACCUGUUUCAGAUCUGCUCCCAUCCCUAGUGCCACAGUUGAAAAUAUCAGCCUGAUAUGACAAUCUCCAUCUGGCUUUUGCAAGUUUGACAGAAUGGCCUCUUUCAGCUGUGGAGUUUUAGCAAUAUUAUACAAUUAAUUAAUUGAGCUGCACCGUUUGAAAACCAAUAUUGACUUUGCAAUCAGCAUGGAUCAAGACCAGUCAGCGCAUCCGCACAGUCUGACCAAGAUUCAUGUUGUUGACUUUCAAAGACGAUUUCAAUUAGAGAAACCAUUAUCAAACAGCAUGGAUCAUGACCAGACUUUGCAAACCUACUAACGGUAUGUUUGUUCAUCAUGGCACGGCUCAAUUUUUUUUAAAAUUCUGAUAAGCUAUAUUAGUUGAAUUUAAUGCAGUGGCCAAUUACAAGUCCACCACUGUAAUACUGUAAUUCGGAAAUUGGGUUUAGAAAACAUUACUAAGUUGAACUUAGAGAGUUUAAUAAUAGCUGAUAUGCAAUGCUAUUUCAUAAAACUUACUUUUCCGGAAUCUUUUUCCAUAGAAGAGUGAAACAUGACGACUCUGGAGUUCUCAGGUCUGCUCUCUCCAGCAUAGAAAUAACUUCCAAAUUUUUGUCUUGCAACCUGGUAGCCAUAACCCAGCAACUGCAUUAAUUUACAAUAGAUGAUGGUGAUAGGAAAGGUAUCCUGUUUUUUCAUCAGUUCAUCUAUUACAGGACUGAAUAUGUAAUAGUAUGGUGUUUCUGCAGUUUCCUUUUGCAUUGGGACUAGGCCUGCUGCUAACUAUCAGUGCAAUGUUAUUUUUGGCAGGGCUUGCACAUAGUGCAGAGAAGUCUUUCAUAAGAAGGCUCUGACUGAUCUGCUUCUGCCCACAUUCUGUUACUGUUGCUGACAGAGCAAUGGUUCUGCAUUUAAGUACUGACCUUAUCUGUGCAAGUUUCUUGAACUGUGGUCUGAAGUCUUGGCCCCAUUCUAAAAUGCAAUGAGCCUCAUCAAUCACCAAGUACACAUUGAUGUUUCUUUGCCUGAAAUUUUCUGAAGAGAAGUAGUCAUAAAAGUCUCAGUUAUCAAGUACAUCCUCAGGAUGACUCAACAUGUAAUUAAUCUCUCCGUUUUUAACUGGAGUAAGGUCAGAUUUUAGACGCAUCGCCAUGCAACCAAGUUUUUCCAUCUGUUGUUCAAUAAUGGCAUUGAGAGGAGCUAUUAUAAGAACUAAACACCCAGUGUCAAAAAAUGGAAGGAGCUCAUAUAUCAAAGAUUUGCCAUAACCAGUAGGCAAAGAACAAAUACAAUCCUUUCUUCCAGUUAUUGUCAGUAUUGCUUCUGUCUGAAGUUCCUUCAAUUUGUCUAUAUUCAGACCAACUGCCUUAUUGUAUAGUGCCAUUGCAUCAGAAAUCUUUUUACCCUGGAAGAAUAUUAUACAUACAUAUGUUAGGAACAAUUAUUCAAUUUUGUCUUAAUAAUUGAUUAUGAUUAAUAAUGAAUACUUGAUUAUGAUUAAUAAUGCAAUAUGAUUUUAUCCCAUUUUCUUGACAUGUAUGUGAAAUUUGCAUUAAUUUUUAGAAUAGAUCUGCUUAUAGUUUACAGUAGUUUAAUUGUUAGUCUUUCCAUUUUGUUUUUUUCCAGCCUGUAUAUGCAGCUCUAUGUGCUUUCAAUGCUAACUUUUGACUAUUAAUUUAAAGUAUCUUAUAUUUAACAAUGUGGUUUUCUUAUCUUUGUAGAUUGUAUUGUUAUAAGAUAAUCAUGUUAUGUUGGAAAUUAGCCUGUAUAACCUAAUGCUUACAUGUUUGUUAUAACCAACGCUCAAUAAAGAUUAUCAUAUCUUAA